This is a messenger RNA of Spinacia oleracea (spinach), 8342 nucleotides long. RefSeq names its product wax ester synthase/diacylglycerol acyltransferase 10-like. NCBI's taxonomy places the organism in Eukaryota, Viridiplantae, Streptophyta, Magnoliopsida, Caryophyllales, Amaranthaceae. The transcript is spliced from 2 exons. Bases 5899 to 6762 code for a protein of 287 amino acids. Gene Ontology annotation, cellular component: plasma membrane. Gene Ontology annotation, biological process: triglyceride biosynthetic process. The record is from RefSeq and is a predicted model, not a curated record. Gene Ontology annotation, molecular function: diacylglycerol O-acyltransferase activity.
GAGGAAGGCUCUCGUGAGAACACUUACUUACGGUGAGAACACUUACUUACGGUGAGAACACUUCCUUACGGUGAGAACACUUUCUAUAAUGGCAUUAUCGUAAUUUUUAUAAACAAAUACCCAAUUUGAUUAUUAUUUCCCCAUAUUUUUUUUCAUAUUUUCGGUGCUCUUUCUCUCUCUUCAAUUCCUCUCUCUCUUCCGUUUUGGAACACCACCACCAUCCGGCGAUUUUCAGUCGUAGCCACCACCGCAUUCGGCCAUUGCAGCUCUACCUCCGACCGUUGCCUCUCGAUAAUCGUCGCUCGCCGGUCGUUAUUUCAUUAUUUCUGGUGCUCAUCAUCUCUCUUCAAUUCCUCUCUCUCUCUUUUUCGAACACCACCAACUUUUAGCCACGCCUCUCGCUGCCGCCGCCGCCACCGCUGCUCCCUCUCGCCGGUGGUUGUGGUUCGCGAAUCAGGUAAACACAAUUUUCAGUUCAGCAAUUCUCAUUCGAUCCUUCGAAAUCGAAAUCGAGUUUAAUCCGCUCUCUUCUCGAUCUGUUUGGUUAACCUGAUUCAAAUAAUUAGAAAUUAAAAUCUAUUUCAAAAAUUAGAAAUUAAAAUCGAUUUCAAAAAUUAAAAAUUAAAAUCGAUUUGAAUCGAUUUCUCAAUUCCAAAAUUAAAAUCGAUUUUCAGGAGUUUCAAUCUCGCCGGUCGCCGGUCGUAGCAAGUCGGCGCCGCUCAUACCUCACCGGCGACGUUGACGUCUCCUCCUUCCUCCUCCAAUUCCUCAAUUUAUCCGAAUUCAUGUUUUAAAUUAAUCCGAAAUUUAUCCGGAUUCAUGUUCUAAAUUUCAAUAUUUAUCCGGAUUCAUGUUCUACAUUCCAAUUCCAAUUCCUCAAAUCAGAAUGAUGUUCUAAAUUUAUACGGCGACUCAGUCGAAUGAGGGUGGAGUGGCGGUGAAGAUGGAGGUAGAUGUUGAGGAGAGAGACAGAGAGACGACUGUGAGGGAGUUUGGAGAGCUGUAGUAAAGUUUGGAGAGGUUUAUGAGCUGGAAAUUAAACAGGAAUGGAAUUGGAGAAGUAGAGGAUAUAGUUGGCUAAAGAAUUGGAGCUUUAGAGUCAGAUUAGAACAUGCUUGAAUUAAUUUAGAACACGAGCUUAAAUUUUUAGAACAUGUAUAUAUGUUUAUGUGUUGACUAGGUUCUCAUGUUCUAAAUUUAGAACAUGCUUGAAUGGAUUUAAAACAUGCUUGAAUAAGUUUAGAACAUGCUUGAAUAAAUUUUAAAUACAAUGAAUAAAGUUAGAACAUGCUGAAAGUUUGAAUAAAUUUAAAACUUGCUUGAAUAAAUUUAGAACAUGUUUGAAUGGAUUUAGAACAAGCUUGAAUAAAUUUAGAACGUGGUUGAAUAAAUUUAGAACAUGCUUGAAUAAAUUUAGAACAUCGUUGAGUAAAUUUAGAACAUGCUUGAAUAAAUUUAGAACAUGCUUGAAUAAAUUUAUAACAUGCUUGAAUAAAUUUAGAACGUGGUUGAAUAAAUUUAGAACUUGGUUGAACAAAUUUAGAACAUCGUUGAAUAAAUUUAGAACAUGCUUGAAUAAAUUUAGAACAUGCUUGAAUAAAUUUAGAACGUGCUUGAAUAAAUUUAGAACAUGAGCUUACAAAAUUUAGAACAUGGUUGAAUAAUUUUAGAACAUGCUUGAAUUAAUCUAGAACAUGAGGUUAAAAAUUUAGAAUAUGGUUGAAUAAUUUUAGAACAUGCUUGAAUUAAUCUAGAACAUGAGGUUAAAAAUUUAGAAAAUGGUUGAAUAAAAUUAAAACAUGCUUGAAUAAAUUUAGAACAUGGAUGAACCAAUUUAGAAUAUGGUUAAAUAAGCUUAGAACAUGGUUGAAUAAAUUUAGAACAUUAGUUUGAAAAUUUAGAACAUGCUUGAAUAAAUUUAGAACAUGAGCUUACAAAUUUAGAACAUGGUUGAAUAAUUUUAGAACAUGCUUGAAUUAAUCUAGAACAUGAGGUUAAAAAUUUAGAACAUGGUUGAAUAAUUUUAGAACAUGCUUGAAUUAAUGUAGAACACGAGGUUAAAAAUUUAGAACAUGGUUGAAUACAAUUAAAACAUGCUUGAAUAAAUUUAGAACAUGGCUGAACCAAUUUAGAAUAUGGUUAAAUAAGUUUAGAACAUGGUUGAAUAAUUUAGAACAUGAGUUUGAAAAUUUAGAACAUUGUUAAACAAAUAUUGAACAUAGAGAGUGUAAAAGUGUUCUCACCAUAAGAAGUGUUCUUACAUAAGGAGGUGUUCUCACCGGAUCCCUCCCCUAUAUAUAGAAAGGCUCCCGUAAGAACACUUCUUACGGUGAGAACACUUCUUAUGGUAAGAACACUCUCUAAACCGUAGGAUGAAAUCAAAUCUAACCGCCCAAAUUUAAUACGAGAGUAAGGGCAUGUUCGUAAUUUCAGGCAACCCCCUUCUUCUUCCUCGUCGGCAUUUUCUCUCUCUCUAAACUCUUCCUGCUCUCCACUCCUCACAACUUUCUCUCUCUUCUCUCUUCAAUGGCGGGUGAUUUUGCCCCAAAAUUUCCCGGCGAUUGCUUCUCGUCGCCGCCACCAACAUCCGACCAUUGCCGUUGCUCACCUCUCUCCGUCGUUGCUCACCUCACUCCGCCGCCGCUGUUCGCCUUUCGCCGUCGCCGGUCGAAGCAAUUCAAACGCCGCAAUUCAUUCGCCGCCGGUCGCAGCAAUCCAAUCACAUCAAUUCAAUCGCCGCCGCUACUCGGAGCAAUUUAAUCGCCUCAAAUAUCAAUCGCAAUUCAUCCAGUAAGAAUACCUUCCUCAUCGCGAUCGAUUAUCCGGUAAGAACACCGGCCUUCCUCCUUUAAUUCAUCAAUCGGUUAAUUAUCAAAUCUCAAUCGCAAAUUCUUAAUAGGCAUUUUCGAUUUGUUAUUCGAAUAAAAUCUUACCAAAUAGUUUUAGCAAAUUUGAACCAAAGAUCGUCGUGUUCCUGGUGGUUACGAUUAGUACUACAGAUCAGUGUUGGUGAUUUGCCGGUGUUGCUGGUGGCCGCGAAUCUGAUCCGUGAAUUAGUUUUGGUGAUUUCUCGUGAUUCGCUAGUGUAGUUGGUGAUUUCUCAUGAUUCGCCGGUCUGUGGUGGUGCUGAGCGAGGCAGCGAAUCCUAGCUCUUCCGAACCAGCAGUGGUGGCGGCAACGGCGGAGUCAGAAGCACAAUCAUGAACCUUUUUUUUAUUUUCAGUUUAAAAUUAGACAUAAUUAUCAAAAUUUAUUCACUCGUAUUUUUUAUCAAUUUCUGAAUAUUUGCAAUAAAUUUAGAACAUGUUUGAAUAAAUUUAUAACAUGCUUAAAUAAAUUUAUAACACACUUUAAUGGAUUUAGAACAUUGUUCAAUAAAUUUAGAACAUGCUUGAAUAAAUUUAGAACACGCAUGAAUAAAUUUAGAAAUGCUUGAAUAAAUUUCGAAACAUGAUUGAAUAAAGUUAGAACAUGUUUGGAUACAUUUAGAAAGCUUGAAUAAAUUUAUAACGUGCUUAAUAAUUUUAGAACAUGCUUUGAAUGAAUUUAGAAUGUGAGCUUAAAAUUUUAGAACAUGUAUAUAUGUAUAUGUGUGGACUAGGUUCUCAUGUUCUAAAUUUAGAACAUUGUUGAAUAAAUUUAGAACAUGCUUGAAUAAAUUUAGAACAUGGUUGAACAAAUUGAAAACAUCGUUGAAUAAAUUUGGAACAUGCUUGAGUAAAUUUAGAACAUGAACUUGAAAAUUUAGAACAUGGUUGAAUAAUUUUACAACAUGCUUGGAACAUGAGCUUGAAAAUUUAGAACAUGCUUGAAUAAAUUUAGAACAUGCUUGAAUAAAUUUAGAGCAUGGUGAAAAAAUUCGGAAUAUCGUUGAAUAAAUUUAGAACAUGUUUGAAUUAAUUUAGAACAUGAAUUUGAAAAUUUAGAACAAGGUUGAAUAAAUUUAGAACAUGCUUGAAUAAAUUUAGAACAUGGUUGAAUAAAUUUAUAACAUGUUUAAAACUUUUGAACAUGCUUGAAUUAAUUUAGAACAUGAGCUUGAAAUUUUAGAACAUGUAUAUAUGUAUAUGUGUUGACUAGGUUCUCAUGUUCUAAAUUUAGAAUAUUGUUUAAUAAAUUUAGAACAUGGUUGAACGAAUUUAGAACAUGCUUGAAUAAAUUUAGAACAUGAGAUUUAAAAUUUAGAACACGAUUGCAUAAGUUUAGGACAUGCUUGAAUUAAUUUAGAACAUGUGCCUAAAAAUUUGGAACAUGGUUGAAUAAAAUUAAUAAAUUUAGAACAUGGUUGAACAAAUUUAGAACAUCGUUGAAUAAAUUUAAAACAUGAGCUUGAAAAUUUAGAACAUUGUUGAACAAAUUUAGAACAUAGUUGAACAAAUUUUUAACAUGGUUGAACAAAUUUUGAACAUGUUUAAACAAAUAUAGAACAUGGAGAGUGUAAAAGUGUUCUUACCGUAAGAAGUGUUCUUACCUAAGGAGGUGUUCUUACCGAUAAAGGAAAAUUUCCCCAAGUUACAUAAAAUAUCUAAUUGUCUAACCGGUUAAUUUCGAUAAAUAAUACACCCUCUGUUUUUUUUUGUUAGGUUACACUUUAAGUUUUGUUGUCAAAGUUUGAAAACUUUGACUUUUCUCAUUAUUACAAGUACGGAAAUAUUAUGUUUGUGAAUUGCGAUAUUGUUGGAUACUUAUCAAUAUGCAUUUUUAAAUUAUCAACUUUAAAAAAAAAUAAGAAAAAAUCAUACAUGAAUGUUAUUAAAUUUAUUAGUGGUCAAAUUAAUCUAUGUUUUGAGGACCGUGAAAAACAAAGUCUAAUCAACGCAAAUAAAAUAGAGAGAUUAUUUGAUUGCCUAACAUACUAAUCUAUACUACUCCGUACAUAUUAAAAAGUGUUUAUAAUCAGUUCAUCUGCCGCGUGGCUCUCUCCCUCGUUUAAAGGGUCGUCUUAUCUGAUGCAUUUACAUACACAUAUACAAUAAAAAAGAAUACAAGUAGAAAUAUUGUUUAUACAAGACUUGAACCCUUGACCUCAAAUUUCAAACAAUAAAAACUUAUCCCCAAGCUAUAAAUCAUAUAGAAAAGGUCUUGCACGCACAAGGUGUACAAUAAAUUUAUUGUACACCAGAAUAACUUUUACCCAGUGUAACUCCCUGACCUCUAUUUCAAGUAAUUAAGAUGCGGUAUUUUCCUAAUUCGGUCAGGACAUUACCUGCCGUAACUAACAUUCCAUCAUGAGGCAAUAAUAACAUGUCAUGUAGUUUAUGAUAGGCUUCUAUGGGUAGUUAUUUGCGCCUGGCUUGGUACCGCUUCUAUCGUAGAUCCAACACAUGCCCCGGUCGAGGUAUGUAGUGUCUUCAGCAGACGAAUUUCGCUCAAGAGGCCAACCCGCAAGUGCAAGCCAAGGGGGCAUGCAGGCGAGAGGGACCUAAUGAGCGAGCGAUUGGGUUUGGGACGGGUGUACUACUAGCAAAAGUGCCGAGUGGACAACAUUCGAAGCGUAUGCACCCCCCGGUUGGCGAUGGGUAUCCUUAGUCCCAACUCCCAAGAUGAAACACCAAGGGAGCCAAGAUUCGUUAUGCGGUUCUGUCCGUUCACAUUAAUAUGCUGAUUUUCAGGUCGUCCCAACUUGAUUGGGAAAUAAACGCGGGGUAAGAUCGUUCCACCCUUCGGCUAUUUUGAUUACCUACAAGCACGAGUAUUUCCUUCACUAUCCCCAGUGAAGUCGCCACUGUGAGGGGGUCGAAAAAGCACGAGGCUAAUGCGUGACCUCGUCCCUCGUGGGUGUGACAUUGCUAACCCUCUAAUCUCUAUAUAAAAGACAAGCAACACCACACACCUUCCUAGUCUCAUGUUUAGCUAACUCCUAUACACCAUCUAAAACAUCAUAUCCAAUUGUUAACAAUGGAUAACCUAGAAGGAAACCAUAUAUCAGCCGAGCCUUCGACUCCGAUAACCCGAAUAAGCAUCCACCCUAAGCACAACCAUGUAAUCCACUGUGUCUUAGGGUUCAAAAAUCCCAUCGACAUCACUGCCCUUAAAGACGAAUUAUCCAACUCCGUUAUGAUUAAAAUCCCAAGGUUCUCUAGCCUCCUAGUUGUCAACCCACAAAAUGGAACAGAACACUGGGAAAAAACCCAUAUUAACCUAGAUGACCAUAUCUUCAUCCAUCAAGAUGAUGACCAUGGUUAUGGCAAUGAUGAUGAUGCCAUCAACUCUUACUUGGCUGACAUGGCCAUCUCACCACCCAUGAACUUGGAUAAGCCAUUAUGGGAGCUACACAUCAUGCAUGAACACAAGUGUAUGAUAUUUAGAGCUCACCAUGCUGUGGCUGAUGGUAUGGGGUUGAUGUCAUUGCUAUGGACCAUGGGUAGCUCAUCAAUUAAGGACCAUCAUCAUCAUGAUGCCAUGGGCAUGUCAAAUAAAAAAGACAAUGCUUUUAAGAAGAAAAGGAGCUUAACAAAAAUAGGGUUAUGGGAAGGAUUAAUGUUUAUUUGGUUUAGCCUGAUUUUUGUGUUAAGGUUUAUAAUAAGGUGUAUGUGGGUGAAAGAUGAAGGGGGUGUGAUUAGUGGAAUUGAAGGGGUGGAGUUUUGGCCAAGGAAGCUCACUAUUGCAAGGUUUCUAAUUAGUGAUAUGAAGACCAUCAAAAAUGCCAUCCCAAAUGCGGGUGUUCCUGCAUCAAGUAAAAGAUACAAAAUGUGGCGGUUAGAACAUUCUCACAAGUGCAGCAACCAGCAACAAAAAAUACAGCAGCAACAACAACAAUAAUCAAGCAGCAGCAACAACAACAACAAUAAUCAAGCAGCAGCAACAACAAUAAUCCAGCAGGCAGCAACAUUGCACUAGUGCAGCAGCAGGGUAGCAGCAGAUCAGUCAGCAGCAUAUCAGUUCAUGCAGAUCAGUCAGCAGCAGAUCAGAUCAUGCAGAUCAGUCAGCAGCAGAUCAGAUCAGUCAGCAGCAGAUCAUUCGGCAACAGAUCAUGCAGAUCAUUCAGAUCAGAUCACGCAGAUCAGUCAGCAACAGAUCAUGCAGAUCAUUCAGCAACAGAUCAUGCAGAUCAUUCAGCAACAGAUCAGUCAGCGCAGAUCAGUUAACGCAGAUUAGUGCAAAUCAGCCUCAGAUCAGUCAACCCAUAAAUAAAAAAAUAAAAUUUUGUCGUACCAUACAACCCACCCACACAAUCACUCCAUGGAAAAGAUAACUAUAACAUUUUUGCCAAAACGCCUAGCUAGCAGAUAAGUUGCACGUAAACUAACAAGUUUUGUUACAAGAACAGAAAUGAAAUUGAUACAUACACAAUUACUAAUAAUCUACAUUAUUCUAAUUAACCGCAGUACGAGUACAUGUUUUUACAGCAAUAAGGUCUAUAAGUCCAUAACCUAGGAAAACAGCGCAACAACUAUUAAACCAGUAAAGCACAUCUAAAUAGCAAACAACACCAACUAACGAAACCAAAUUCCAAUCAUCAGUUCCAAAUGCCGUGAAAAUCAAACAUCAAGUAGCAACCACAAUAAAUCAAACAAUUCAGAUUUAAGCAUUAAUAAAUUAUCCUAGAAAAUUUGCAGAUUAAGAUUGAAUUCAACGUGCAAAUCGAGCAAUAAUUGUUGAAUGUGUGAUCUCACUCAAGAACUCAAAAACCACCUAAUCACGUGCAAAUCGUGCGUGUUCCUAGAAAAAGCCUCUAGGUAUCCACCCUAUUUUUCUAGUUUCUAUACUUCACAAUCGAGAACUCUGAUGGAAAUGAGCUAGGGUUAUUAGAGGAGAAACACCAAAACAAGGCGAUAAUGGGUCAAACAUUAUUGGUCUCUGCACUUGAUCUGAAAGUUCUUGUUUAGUUCUCAGCUCCAUCAAACUUUUCUUGAAACGACAUUCUCAACUACCAACAUAAGUUAAUUUUUGGUUGUUAAUUAACUUAUACUCCUACUUGAUGCAAAUAAGCAAGUUGGGUGAUUCCAUGUUGUUCAAAAUUUCGGAUUAUUCGACAAGAAGAAACACCUACUAUGUUAAACAUGUUAAAUUAAUGUCUAUAUCUUGAUAUUGAAAACCCUGUAAACUACUUUCGUAUACACUGCUAAUUUCAGACAGCUAAAUUUACACAUGCUGCUAAUUUCUUCUACAGAGAGGAGUUAUUAUCGUGGAUAAUACCCACAAACCAAAUAAGAAGCAACCAAUUUACCCUAGACGUGUAAAAAAGUUGGUAAUUAUCUACUGAUGCUAUAACAUAAAGCAUAUCUUUUUGCAAAUGGAAACUGGGGAUGCAGAAGAUAAGUUUGGAAUCUGGAAAAAUGUGGCUUUAAAAUUACGGAGUACAAAAAGUACUGAUUAAAGAAUAGCUCGAAGCCAGUAAU